This is a messenger RNA of Macrobrachium nipponense, 5831 nucleotides long. Its product is annotated as GRIP1-associated protein 1-like. The coding region runs from base 52 to 2391 and encodes 779 amino acids. Gene Ontology annotation, cellular component: extrinsic component of postsynaptic early endosome membrane; glutamatergic synapse; postsynaptic recycling endosome. The record is from RefSeq and is a predicted model, not a curated record. NCBI's taxonomy places the organism in Eukaryota, Metazoa, Arthropoda, Malacostraca, Decapoda, Palaemonidae. The transcript is spliced from 16 exons. Gene Ontology annotation, biological process: regulation of recycling endosome localization within postsynapse; regulation of modification of synaptic structure; regulation of neurotransmitter receptor transport, endosome to postsynaptic membrane.
CUGAUUGGCAAGAAGAAGAGAGACCCAGAUGAUUGUAGGAAAACAACAACAAUGGCGCAGCUAGACCCUGACGAUUUUGGGAAACUACAAAAUCAGCUGCUUGAGCUAAGAGAGAAGAAUUACUCCUUGGAGGAUGCUCUUCGUAAAAAUAAAAAAGGAUUGGUUGACGCUGAAACAAGGCUUCGUAUCUUAGAAGAUGAGAACAGUAGAUACCAGAAAGUCAUCCAGACAUCAAAGAAGCAUUCUGAAGUUGAGUUAAUGAUUCGGGAUAAUAGCUACCUCCGCAAUAAACUUCGAGACCAAGAGGAGGAUUUUCGAUUACAAAACAACACAUUACUUCAAGAACUCUCUAGGUUAGUUGGAGAAAAUGAGAGAUAUGAAAGACAAAUCAAAUUGCUGUGUGGUAACCAGACCAUUGACGAUACUCCAGAUGGUGAUCAUGGCUGCACGGAUGAUUCCAAAGAGGUUUUACGUUUAAGGUUAGAACUAACAAAUAUGGAGAAGAAACUUCACGAAAGUGAAACGCGCCUGCAAUCAGAAACUACAACCCUUAAAGAAAAGAUAUCUGCCCUUAAUGUCCAGGUCACUCAAUUGAGGAAUGUCUUGAAAACUCAUUCUAUACCAAUAGAUGAAGGUGAAAUAAAUAUUGGUUGUGGUGAUGGAGUCAGUUUCAAGAAACUUGCGCUGCAUGAUGAUGAUGGCCUGGAAAGUGACAUGGAGAGGCCAAAUGAAACUUUGCAGCAAUAUCAGGAAAGAACUAGUCAGUUACAAUGCGAGGUUGAAAGGAUAAAUAACCAGCUAAAGGAGGAGCAGGAAAAGAUCUCAAGCUUAAUGACUGACAAAGAGAAGUUGGAAGAGGAUUUGAGACAAGUUAAUAAAAGAGGUGACAUUGAUGAGAUUCAGAAACUGUUACAAGUUGCAAAGAAUGAUUUGAUUCAGUCAGAAUCUUCAUUGAAAGAGAAGACCAGUUAUUGUGAGAAUCUCCUAAAGGAAUUAGAAGAAGCAAAUCAGUCUCGUGAAAGUGCAUCUAAGAAACUUCAAGAAGUUGAAGUUUUGCUGUCAGAAAAAGAAGAUAGAAUUAAAGACUUUGAGGAAAAAGUCAAUGCUUUAGCUCAUGAGAAGACUGAGCUUAUAUCUCAAAAAGAAGCAACUAACAAGAAAAUAGAUGAACUUCAAGAAGAACUUGCUAGAUUUAAUGAAGAGUUAGAAUCUCAACAGAAUACACUUAAUGAACAAACAAAGCUUGCAGAAAGUAGAAAGCUUCUAAUGGAUGAAAUGAAAGAGCACAUGGAAGAAGAGAGACAAUCUCACAAGAUGGAACUUGAAAAAAUGUUUAAUAAACAUAAGGAAGAGCUCAGUCAGACAGCUAAUGAAAAUCAGCAGCUUAAGGACAAUCUUGAGGAGAUCAGUGGUAGAACUAAAGAUUUGGAAGCGAAAGUUGAAGCUUGUAGUCUUGAAAAAUCUCAUCUGGAGGAAAAGAUCAGCAAACUCUCUGAGGAACUAGAAGAAGAAAAGAAAUUAACGCAAGAGGAAACCAACAGAGUUACUGCAGAAAAGAUUCAGGAAAUGGAGGACAUGAAGCAGAAGUUUGAUGAUGAGAAAAAAGAUCUUUUGACCCAACUUGAGAUAAGUAACAUUCAGAGACAAGAGCUUGAAGAAUCUGUUGAAGCACUGAAAAGAAAGGUCUCUGAUGGUGAAGAAGAACAACGUAUACAUGAGCGCAAAGGCCUUACAUUGCUAAAAGACCUGAAGAAACAGCUAGCUGUUGAACGGAAGAGAGCAGACCGUCUCCAGGAAAAGCUCAGUCAGUUGCUCACAGAUCCAGCACAGUUAACAGCAAUAACAACCAUGUCAGAAGCAGGUGAUGACGUUAGCAGUGUAUCAUCCUGGUCCAUGGUGUCUGGUGAACCUCGGGACUCUUCCACAAGAGAAAACAGUAUAAUUGUUUCACCUCAGGGGUCACCACCACCUGGCUUGGUAACUGAGGAAACUGCGUCUCUUGUCAACCGUGUUACUGAUCUUCAACAACAAAAAUGGCAGUUAGAGGAGAGAAUAACCCAUUUGGAAUCAUCUUCAGCAGCUAUGGCUGAGGAUAUCUUGAAAAAAUCUGCAAUAAUUCAGCAUUAUUGCAUGAGCAGGGGUUCAGAAGGCUCCUCUACUCCAACAUCACCUGUACCUCCGGCUCUUGGAGAAAAAUUGAAUGUUCGUAGGAUGCUGGAACUUAUACGUGGUGGAGGGGGAGAAGAAUCUGUCAGGGAAAUAAAUCGACGAUUACAAGGUCUUUUAGAAGAAACACUUUCCAAGAAUAUCCAGUUGCAUCAAGAUGUAGAGAAUCUUUCGCAACAGGUGCACCAGUUAUCAAAACUGGCAGCUGAAAAAGCAGAAAGUUAAAAAAGAUUCCUCAUCUCUCAGGUGCGGGAGGGUAUUCAUCUGAGUAAGUUUUUGAAGACCUGAAGUGUCACAGUUUCUUCUUUGCCAGACUGAUUGAAUUGGUCAUGACAUAGCAUAACUUUGUUGUUCAGUGAUGUUUAGUCCAUUAAUCUCAUAAUAUUUAGCUUAGAAAUAGAGCUGAAUAUUUUUAUGCAAGUAAGGUUGGUAGUUCAUUUAAUAGCUGCUGUUGUACGUAUUAUUAUAAAAUAAGAGUGGAUAUUUUUGGAAAUUUUGUUGCAGUUUUAGUCACACAGAGUUGUAUUGCUAAUGAAGUGCAAUACAUUUGUGAUACCUUUCAUAUAAGGAGCUUUGUUUUUAGUCUUAAAUUGAUAACGAGCAAUUUUUGAUCCCUAAGUUGUUUCAAGGUUGACUGUCAUGAUGGGAUUUUGAAUUUCCAGGAUGUACAUUUUGUUCCUUCUGUCCUGAUAAUGUCUGAUAAUAGGUUGAGUGAUAAAUUAAUUUUCUUGUAAGCAGUCACUUUAAUGAUGAAAGUUCAACUGUGAAGUAUCAAGACUGGUAAUGUUUAUUUGUGAUGUCUUUAUUUGUAGACUUUUAACUAACUACUAGCAGUGGUGCAGAGACUUUAGGAUAUAAAGAAUUCAUCUGUUUAAUAACAGUGAUAUUAAUAUAAGUAAUGAUAAUUGUAACACAUAAUAAACAAUGAAAAAACUAAUAAGUUGGUAAGCUUUACAUAUCUGAACUUGAGAGACUGCUGCAUAUUUUAAUGUGUUCCUGUGAAGAAUCAAAGUGCUUUUGUGAGAACAAAUUUUUAUUCUGGAGUACAGUAUCUGUUUUAAGUCAUUUGCUAAUCACUGUAUACUUUACCUAUAUUUGAUAGUAAUAUAAUAAUCUGUACUUUGUUUUUGGAUUUUACUGCUACAUGUAAGCUGGAGGCUACUUAUUUUGGGAUCCAGUGGAAAGUUGGAAACAAUGAGCAAUGUUUAUUUGGCUGUAAACAUGAUCACAGGUGAAUUAUAUAGAUAGUGAAGUUUACUUGUUGUUUAGGGUGAGGUUCCUUUUAUUUAUUCUGUGCUGCAUAAGUACAGAUAUAUCUUUUUAUUGUCAUCAGUUAUUUAAUGGGAGGCAAGAUACAUUGGUAGUAUAAUGAUGUAAAGUCUUCAGCUCAUGAAAUGGCAGCCCAUGAAUGUUAGAUAUAAUCUUUGCGUUGGUGUUUCUUGUGUUGUAAAAUUGUACAUUCAUAUUUUUUUUUAUCUAGUUUUGCAUUGGUUUUACAGAUUUAAUUGUGCAAUCCAAGCCAAAAGUAACUUAAUUUUUGCUCGUACUCUUCAUACUCCCCUGAGUGGUCUUACUCCUCUUAUUCCCCUGAGUGGAAAUUCAUUGCUAUCACACUGUUUUCAGGCAGUUUAGGUAAUGUAUAGUAAUUCAGUGAUUAUUUUAGAAUAUUUCAUGUAUGUUGGUAAAACCAUACUUAAUGGACAAAGUUUUAGAUCUGCAUCUCUUGUGAAGAGUGUAAUGACUGCUGCAUUUCCUUUGGGAAUAUUUACAGUGCUUCUCUCAAAGAAUUUGAGUGCUAAGUGUUUUCCAUCUAUACAGUUUGAAUUACUGAAGAAAAUACAAACUUGGAUGUUGUGUAUUAUAUGAUAAAUUGCUUCUGCAAUUUAUUUUUAGUUCUUCUUAAUAUUUAAACUGGUUCCCUCAAGCAACUGAAUAUGUUUUAAAGUCAAUGAGUGAUAUUUUAGGAGAACUUACUUUUAAGUUGUACAUACAGUAUAUGGUUGUCUUGUCAUACGUACAGUAGGUUUUAUUUUGACACAUUUAUAACUUUAAGAGUCCAGUGGGAAGGGCAACCCAGUGCCCAUAUCUAUCCAAGGCCAAAAGAAAGUAUGAAAUAGGAGGGGAUGGAAAAAGGCAUGAACCCCAUAUGAAGAGGUAGACUUGAGACGAUAGCUUAAAAAGAUUUUAGUAGUGAAUUGUGUAGAAAGUUAGAUGCUCAUACUUGUUGCUUUAGCUCUUGCAGUUCAGGUUUAGGAGUUCUGCAUUGUAGAGUACUAAUAGGUUGAAGUGUUCAUUGAUUUUAAACAUUUAAAGUCUUUUCACGUUCUUUCGAUUAAUUGCUAUUCCUUUUGAGUUCUGUUAGCCGAUUGAAGUUUUCACAGUUAACAGGUUGUGUGUACUUGAAGUUUAGUCUUUUCUCAAAAAAUUUUGUUGAUAUGACAUGUGGUUUGUAAAAGUUGAGACUAGCGGCAAGUGAAUGACUAAGUCAGACCAUCAUUAAUUCUUUUUAGCACAAUGUUCAGUAUAGUACUAGGAUUGAGGUAUUUUCAAAAUAAUCUUGAUCUUUGCAUGUAUGAACUGAAAUGAAAAAAAACAUUCAUGAAGGCUUCAUUGUUUGUUGGUUAAAGUUUCCGUUACUCUGAAGUAGUAUAACUAUUUGUGUUGGGAAUGGAGGCCAAAGAAACUUUCAUUUUUAUAUAUUUAUAAUUAUAAGAGACCAAAUACUGUGGUAUGUGUGAUUCUUCAGUUUGAAGGUUAUGAAAUGUUAUUAUGGAAUUUCUUUUGGGGUGCUAUGGUGGGGGUAUGAUUUGGAAAUCUGUGCAGGCCUUGGUGAUUGUUAUUGUUCAAAUGCUCUCAAGACUAGCUAAAAACAGUCCAUCUAAGUUUAGAUAAGUGGAAAGGAGCUAGACAAUUUCAGCUUUGCAAAGUAGUAAUCAUGCAAAACUAGAUGCAGUGAGUAAUUAAGUACAGCAGAAGUGACUUUGAUAUAUAUAUUUUGAGAGUGAGUGUAGGGUACAUGUGAAUUUAAAAAAAUUAGGCUGUCUUUUUAAGAUAAAUAGAAAUGUUUUUCAGUUUUCUCAAGGUAAUGCUUGUCAGCUCUGUGUGCUAAUUUGUAUUCCUAAGAAACAUAGAAUGUUCUUUGAGAGACAGGAUCCAUAAUUUUAUACAAACUGGCUUCUGGUAUUGAAGGUAAGUCUAUUUGGAGUGGAGAAUAUACUGUAAGGUCGUAUGUAUGUAUGUAUGAGAUAGUAACUUGAAGGAUCAAGCGUAAUGUGGUCAAGCUAUUGGUUGCAAAACUAUAAUGAUGCUGUGCUUUCAUAUAAUUCAUAGUGCAAUUUCAUGGUUGAUUGUGUUCAGUUUUAGUACUAAAAAUGAACUUGGUGGCUGUGCAAGUUAAUUCGCUAUUUUGAAUUAGGCAUAGAAAUUGGUAUUUGUGUACAGUAAGGAUAUUCUAUAUUGUUGUGAAUUAAAGGGUUAUUGUGAUAUAUCCAGUUUAUUAAUAUUGUAUAUGUAUAUAUAUUCUCAACUAAAAAAUAUUAUUUUAUUUUUUAUAUUUCCCUAAUGAUAAUGAUAAUGAAAUAAUUUCAUUUUAUGUUAAUAUUGUAAUAAUUUAUACGCAGUAUAUAAUGUGAGAUUCUAACGAAAUUAAAUAAUUCACCAUGUAA